AUGAAGAGGAAGCUGGCACCCUCCGAGAUGCAGUUGGUUCUGCUCGUUUUAUUGGUGUGGCUACCAGCAAGAUCAGUGCUGGCUGACUCCCUGGAAGAUGAAGCUAAGAAUAACAUCACCAUCUUUACAAGAAUUCUAGACAGACUUCUGGAUGGUUAUGAUAAUCGUCUCAGACCUGGAUUAGGAGAUAGUAUUACUGAAGUCUUCACUAACAUCUAUGUGACCAGUUUUGGACCUGUUUCAGAUACUGAUAUGGAAUACACAAUAGAUGUUUUCUUCCGUCAGCGGUGGAAGGAUGAGAGAUUAAAGUUUAAGGGCCCCAUGAACAUUCUCCGAUUGAACAAUUUAAUGGCCAGCAAAAUCUGGACCCCAGAUACAUUUUUUCACAAUGGGAAAAAGUCAGUGGCUCACAACAUGACAAUGCCAAACAAGCUUCUCCGAAUCCAAGAUGAUGGCACUCUCUUGUACACCAUGAGGCUUACAGUCCAAGCUGAAUGUCCAAUGCACUUGGAGGACUUCCCUAUGGAUGCUCACUCAUGCCCACUGAAAUUUGGCAGCUAUGCCUACACAACUUCAGAAGUGACAUACAUUUGGACUUACAAUGCUUCAGAUUCGGUGCAGGUGGCACCAGAUGGCUCAAGAUUGAAUCAGUAUGAUCUUUUAGGCCAAACAAUUGGAAAAGAGACAGUUAAAUCGAGUACAGGUGAAUAUACAGUAAUGACAGCUCAUUUUCACCUGAAGAGAAAAAUUGGAUAUUUUGUCAUCCAGACUUACCUCCCCUGUAUCAUGACUGUCAUUCUCUCUCAAGUGUCAUUCUGGCUGAACAGAGAAUCUGUACCUGCCAGGACAGUCUUUGGAGUCACCACUGUGCUGACAAUGACAACGCUGAGCAUCAGCGCUCGGAAUUCCCUCCCCAAAGUAGCCUACGCGACGGCCAUGGAUUGGUUCAUUGCUGUUUGUUAUGCCUUUGUGUUCUCUGCACUCAUUGAAUUUGCAACUGUAAAUUAUUUCACAAAGCGAGGAUGGGCCUGGGAUGGAAAGAGUGUAGUGAAUGAUAAGAAAAAAGAAAAAGCAUCUGUCAUUAAGAAAAACAAUGCCUAUGCAGUGGCUGUUGCCAACUAUGCUCCAAAUAUUACCAAGGACUCAGUGCUACCAACCAUCUCCAAGAGUGCUACAACUGCAGAACCCAACAAGGCAAAACCAGAGGCGAAGCCACAGGAAGCAAAGAAGACAUUCAACAGCGUUAGCAAAAUUGACAGAAUGUCUAGAAUAGUGUUUCCAGUCUUAUUUGGUACUUUCAAUUUAGUGUAUUGGGCAACAUAUUUAAACAGGGAGCCCGUCUUACUUGGCUUUGCACCAUCAACCUAA
Messenger RNA from Indicator indicator, 1368 nucleotides. RefSeq names its product gamma-aminobutyric acid type A receptor subunit alpha2 (gene GABRA2). The transcript is spliced from 9 exons. Gene Ontology annotation, biological process: nervous system process; gamma-aminobutyric acid signaling pathway; chloride transport. Gene Ontology annotation, molecular function: benzodiazepine receptor activity; transmitter-gated monoatomic ion channel activity involved in regulation of postsynaptic membrane potential; inhibitory extracellular ligand-gated monoatomic ion channel activity. NCBI's taxonomy places the organism in Eukaryota, Metazoa, Chordata, Aves, Piciformes, Indicatoridae. Gene Ontology annotation, cellular component: GABA-A receptor complex; dendrite membrane; synapse. The coding region runs from base 1 to 1368 and encodes 455 amino acids. The record is from RefSeq and is a predicted model, not a curated record.